Prionailurus viverrinus (fishing cat) is the source of this 4077-nucleotide messenger RNA. RefSeq names its product regulator of G protein signaling 22 (gene RGS22). Gene Ontology annotation, molecular function: G-protein alpha-subunit binding. Gene Ontology annotation, biological process: regulation of signal transduction. NCBI's taxonomy places the organism in Eukaryota, Metazoa, Chordata, Mammalia, Carnivora, Felidae. The transcript has 28 exons. Bases 114 to 3887 code for a protein of 1257 amino acids. The record is from RefSeq and is a predicted model, not a curated record.
UGCGUCGGCGUCCGCUCCCGUCCGGCUCCCUCUCCGGGGGAGAGACGGGCGCUGCCCGGCGGUGGCGCCCUGAGAGCCCCGCGCGGGCGCCGGGCGCGGGCAACGGCGGCGGCAUGCCCGAGAAGCGGCUCACGGCGGAGCCACCAGAUAUUACAGAAGAAGAAUUUGAAGAUUCUUUGGCAACAGAUGAUUUCCUUGUGGACUACUUUAAUGAAUUCCUAAGCCUUCCAACCUUUUCAGAGGCAAUUAGAUUUAAUGCGGAUUAUGGAGUUUUUGAAGUAGUUAACAAUGCUCCACAACUUCUGGAAAAGCAACUGAAAAAAAUUCUACAAAACCAGCAACCUCGAAAUCCCAUCUAUGAUGUUGUAAGGAAAGGAAAGAAUGAUAUUAAACCUGUUCAAAUGAAUGCCCCCUAUGAAAAUGAGACCAUUAAUGUCAACUACAAUAUUAUGUGUCUCAGUCGUGAACAAGGUAUUAAGUGGAUCAAAAAAGAAAGACUUCCAGCAUUUCUGGAAAGUGAUUGCUACUUUGAAUACAGAUUAGCCAAAUUGGUCUCACAAGUACGAUGGAGCAGAUCAGGCAUGAACAUUACACUCGAUGCAGACUUUUCCCCCUGGGUCCUGAAAAAACCACCCAGUCCACCACCACCUGUCAUUGAAGAAGAAAAUGUUAUAAUAAUGAAAAAGUUCUACAUUUCUCUUGGUGAGGCCACCUAUACUCAAACGAAAGAUUGGUUUACACUGGCAAAACAGAGUCUGCAAACAGUAUCAACGUUUUCAUUACCAUCUUGUGUACUCCACAGCAAAACUGAACCACCGGUUAUUUCAUCUGUUUCUGAAAGUUUUAUCUUUGAUGAUGGAAUUCACCCGAGGACAAAACGGGACUCAUCUGAAUCUACUAGAUUAAUUUCUCAUUUCAAAGAAGAAGAUGGGUCUGUAUGUCUACAAGACACUCCUUCUCAAGCGCUUCUGCGAAUAUACCUUGAAAAGCAACAGGAUGCUGAUGAUGGCCUUAUACUGCAUUUCUCAACAUGUGAAGAAUUUUUAAGAUCUUACGUAGCCUUUAUUUUGAGAGUAGCAAUUCAUCACAUUUUUGAAGAGCCACUUAGAGAAAGCCCAGAUUUUAUAAAUUUCAACAAGGUAACAGAAGUGGUGAUUGAGGAGGGUUUUGAGCCUGUUCCUGGCAGGAAUGUUGUGUCAAGUGAAACAUUUAAAACCUAUGUCAAGUCAAAAGAGAUGCUAGAACAAGCAAGUUUAAAAAGUGAGAGCAUUGGACAAGAGAGCAGGGCUGAUUGGUGUAUUUCUCACAAAGCUUAUGAUAUUGGCAAUAGAAAAGAGUUUGAAAGAUUUAAGAAAUUUAUAAAAGGUACACUAGGAGAGAGAUAUUGGUUGUUAUGGAUGGAUAUUGAGAGGUUAAAAGUUCUUAAGAACGCUGGAAGACAUCAAAGACAUCUUGAAAAGAUGAAAAAAUGCUAUUUAGUGAGCAGUGGAGAUUGCUACCUUUCUGCAGAAAUAUUAUCAAAACUUAAACUGCUAGAUGCAUCUCAGUGGAAUGAAGAACAUUUAAGAAAUAUUCAGAUUGAGGUUGUAAAACCCUUACUUCUCUAUUGGGCGCCAAGAUUCUGUGUUAGUCAUUCAUCCCCAGCAAAACAUGCUAGUGCUGAACUGCAAUUCUGGCAUCUCCGUCAAGAGAAACCAAGGAAGGAUGUUGACCCUUUUCCACAAAUGGCAACCCUCUUGCCAUUAAGACCUAAAUCAUGCAUUCCACAGGUAUCUGAUAUGCAGAAAGAAGAAUCCAAUUUAUUACAACAUCCUAAAUCUCCCAAGAAACCACCUAGAGCAAAAACGGCAGUUCAAAAACCUUGGAAGAGCAAGUCUUUGUAUCUGAUUUCUUCGAAGGACGAUGCGAUUGAGAAAGGAUUGAGGCACAGAUCAGAAAGCACCAGAGUUAUUCGCUUAACAUCUUUUACUGAUAUUUCUGAAUGUCUGAAGCCCCAGCUGGAUAGAAGAUACACUUAUACAGAAGAAUCUUUGGUUAAAACCAUGGAAGAUGGUGCCUUGGGAGGAUUUGACAUGGAAAAUUUGUUGCAAUCUUUGUAUGUAGAAAAUAGAGCUGGAUUCUUCUUUACCAAAUUCUGUGAGCACUCAGGAAAUAAGUUGUGGAGGAAUAGUGUGUACUUUUGGUUUGACCUACAGGCUUAUCAUCAGCUCUUCUACCAAGAAACACUUCACCCUUUUAAAGUAUGCAAACAAGCCCAAUAUCUUUUUGCCACAUACAUUGCUCCUUCGGCCACUCUUGACAUUGGACUCCAACAGGAAAAGAAAAAAGAAAUUUAUAUGAGAAUACAGCCACCAUUUGAAGACCUUUUUGACACAGCAGAAGAAUAUAUCCUUCUCCUCCUUCUUGAGCCCUGGACACAGAUGGUAAAAUUAGACCAAGUUGCUCUUAGAAAGGUGGAGCUGGUGGAAGAAACUAGACAGCUAGACUCCACAUACUUCAGAAAGCUACAGGCUUUGCAUAAAGAGACAUUUUCCAAGAAAGCUGAGGACACUACUUGUGAAGUUGGAAUUGGUAUUUCACCGCUUCCUGAGGUGUGUAAAAAAACAGAAUACUGGAAUAAUGUUCCUGAAGAAUAUAGGCACUUCAGUUUUAAUGAUCUGCUUAACAACAAACUGGAGUUUGAACAUUUCCGUCAGUUUCUUGAGGCUCAUUCUUCAAGUGUGGACCUUAUGUGCUGGACAGACAUUGAGCAGUUCCGAAGAAUAACUUACAGAGACCGAAAGCAAAGGGAAGCAAAAUCUAUAUAUAUUAAAGACAAAUACCUUAAUAAAAAAUAUUUCUUUGGCCCCCAAAGUCCAGCUUCUCUGUAUCAGCAAGACCAGAUAAUGAAUUUAAGUGGUGGCUGGGGAAAGAUGCUCCAUGAGCAGCUCGAUGCACCUGUUCUAAUUGAAAUUCAGAAGCAUGUCCUAAAUAAGCUAGAAAAUGUGUGGUUGCCAUUAUUUCUUGCAAGUGAACAGUUUGCAGCACGUCAGAAGAUAAAGGUACAGAUGAGGGAUGUAGCUGAGGAGCUCUUACUACAGAAGCAUGAAAGGAAAAUCGGGGUCUGGAAGCCUGUGGAGAGUAAAUGGAUAUCUUCAUCUUGUGAAAUCCUGGCUUUUCGUAAAGCAUUAUUGAAUCCAGUUACCGCAAGACAGUUUCAACGGUUUGUGGCUCUAAAAGGAGAUUUAUUGGAAAACGGGGUACUCUUUUGGCAAGAAGUACAAAAAUAUAAGGACUUGUGCCAUUCUCAUUGUGAUGAGUCCAUCAUUCACAAGAAGAUCGUGACUAUUAUCAACUGCUUUAUUAAUUCUAGUAUUCCACCAGCUUUACAAAUUGACAUUCCAAUAGAGCAAGCCCAGAAGAUUAUUGAACACAGGAAGGAGUUAGGACCCUAUGUAUUUAGAGAGGCACAGAUGACAAUUUUUGGGGUUCUAUUUAAAUUUUGGCCUCAGUUUUGCGAGUUUAGGAAGAACUUAACUGAUGAAAAAAUUAUGAGUGUUUUAGAGAGAAGACAAGAAUAUAAUAAGAAAAAAAAAUUGGCAGUCACAGAAGACGAGAAAUUUGCAAAGGAUGGAAGCAAACAAUAUGCAAGUUCUUCAGGAUCUGCUAUCAAAACAGCUGCUUUACCCAGUGACCCAGUUUUCAGCCUGCAAGCAUAUGGUCGACAGCCAACCUGGUGCUACUCCAAGUACAUAGAAGCCUUAGAACAGGAGAGGAUUCUUCUUAAAAUUCAAGAAGAACUGGAAAAAAAGUUAUUUACAGCUACACCAUCUUUUACAAAUUUUAAGUCUGCUGCUUCAGCUGUGUCUUUGAAAAAGACCGUAUCUUCCUACAACAUCCAGAAGUGACAGUACUCAUGUGGGUGUAUAAUCUGCUGCUGCUAGAUGCAAGAUGCUGAUGGGAUUAUAUAAUUUUGACUGGAUACUAACGUUAGAGGUUACCAAUGCCUUUACAAAAUGGUAUAGAAGUAUAAUGUAGUGUGUGUGUGCCCCAUGGACUCAGUACUUGAAGAACCCAGUAAAAGUCCCGUUUCUCUUA